CUGUUUUCUCUGACUCAUGCACGACAACCUAACAGACCGGCUCCGUCGAAGAGGGCUGAGUGCUAGAGAGCGACGCCAUAUACACAUGCACUCAAAUAUCUUCAAUGGCAGUGACCUUUACGAUCUCAAUGACCAGGAGAAAACUUUGGCCAUCAUUCGAGGAAGUGUCCACCCUGAGAUGCCGGGGCCUGGGCCGGGUAUGGUCAUGAAGAGCGCUAGAGAGAUGAAGGCCAGGAUGCUCGCUGGUGAUGAUACCGUCGAUGCGGCCCGAACUAGGGUUUCUUAUGAUGCAAACCUAUUGCCGACCUCUGAGAAUCUUAAUAUGGGCGGCGCUAUAGACUUCAGAAACGAUCCGAAGAAAGCGUGGUAUCAUCCAGCCCGAGAGCUCGGGCGUCGUCAUGGUCGGGAUGUCCCUGCUCGGACGAGGACGCGCGAGAUGGAAUUGCAGACGUCAUUUCUACCAUAUUCAGGAGAUCGUACUGUCUGCCAAAAAAGUGUUGCUGACGAUGAACACCAAAAAACCAAGUCCAGAGACUUAGCGUGUUUCAAAGACGAUGUUGUAUUCACCUGCGGUAGAAGGGGCGGCUUCCUGAACUCAGCCACUGAGAUUGGGCGUCGGAGACAUGGCAUACAGUCGAUAGACCCGUGUUUGACAGCACGUGAUAAGAAGCAACAAGACCUGUUCGUCUCUCGGGUGUUCUCUCACGGUGGAUAGAAAGAAGUUUGCAUGGCAUCAGCAGUGUUCGG
Molecule: messenger RNA, 747 nt
Organism: Perkinsus marinus ATCC 50983
Lineage: Eukaryota; Perkinsozoa; Perkinsida; Perkinsidae
Exons: 8
Coding region: 17-715 (232 amino acids)
Source: RefSeq, a predicted model, not a curated record